UAAAAAUAAGGCACGUUUUUUUUUUCUUUCGGAUUAUAGAAUCUAAACACCCUUAUUCAAGGGAAAAGCAAUUCAGAUUAUAUAAUUUGAAACGGUAUCAACAUAAAUUUUGAGUAUGUUUGUAACAUGAAUAGUCAAUUUAAUGACCAUAUUAAUCUCCCUAACUCUCGUCCUUUUAUUUUAAGUCAUUGUUAGCAGUUUUUAGUUAAAAAUCCAAUUUUUCACUCAAAUUCCAUCGCUUAGACCCAUUUUUGGUUAGGAAAUUGUUAUUUGUCCCGAAAGAAUGCAUCACGACAGAAUCACAAGAGCCUAUUUACUCAAUAUAUUUCAUAAAUUACACCCAUUACCCUCCCAUGUUUUCCGCUCAACAACUUAUUUUAUUGGACAAUUGCUUUUCGGAACGGUUCGGGAUAGAAUUCCUCUAGAUGAAUAGCACUACUCUAUUUGGUGAAUGAUUUAUAAUGAUCAUUGUUAGCACUUAUAAAUCAUUCACCAAAUAUCACAGCAUCAUUGACAGUGGAGUCGAACUUACGCUUGUGGGAUAUGCAUCAACUUAUUACGAGCCAAACCAAGAUUCAUUCACUCUAGAUUAAUGGGAAUUUUAUUUCCCUUAGAUUUUCAUUUUCAUUAUGAAAACAAUUAUGAACACAACUAUCAUGUGAAGAGUUUGAACCUAACUUCCCUCCCAUAAAUGUGUAUAUAUAGUCCUUCAAUCUCAAAAGCUUAUUGCAGCCUGAUCUUGAAGAUGGGAAGCAUGUCGAAUUCAUUGAAACCAGCCUUGCUAAUGGUUGGGGUGCAGAUGGUAUUUUCUGCUUGCAAUAUUAUCUACAAGCUUGCCAUUUAUGAUGGAAUGAAUAUCAUAGUCAUUGCAGCCUAUCGUCUCGCCUUUGCAGCUGUUACUACUAUUCCUCUUGCUCUUAUUUUCGAAAGGAAGAGACCGAAGAUGACUUGGAGAGUGUUUUACCUUUCACUUCUAAGUGGAUUAUUUGCCGGACUUUUAUUUCAAAACCUAUUCUACGGAGCUCUUGUUUUGACGUCAGCAACUCUUGUAUCAGCUAUCUACAACCUUAUUCCCUCCGUCACUUUUGUUUUGGCCGUAUCUUUCGGUUUCGAGGAAUUAAAUUGGGGAGCAGUAACGGGAAAGGCAAAGGUUGUAGGAACUAUACUUGGAUUUGCUGGGGCAUUGGUGUUGACAUUUUACAAAGGAGUAGAAUUUGAUAUUUGGCCUUUUGCAAUCAAUAUUUUGGAUCCAAAGAACGACCACACGGAACAUGUCACUGAUACUACCACUGAAUUGUUAGGUGUUCUAUGUGUCUUACUCAGUUGCUUCUGUUUCUCAAUCUGGCUCAUCAUUCAGGCUAAGAUCAGUGAAGUAUAUCCAUGCCCUCAAUCAAGCAUAGCUUUGAUGUCUGUAAUAGGAACAAUACAAUGUGUUAUUUUCGGUUUUAUUGUUGAGAGGGAUUUGAACCAAUGGAAACUUGGUUGGGAUAUCAGGCUCCUCACCGUUGUUUUUUCGGGAGUUUUUGCAUCUGGAAUAAUGAUUUUUGUCAUGGCAUGGGUCGUACAGAAGAAAGGACCUUUAUAUGCGUCUGCUUUCAACCCUCUAAUGCUUUUGAUUGUAGCUUUCGUCGCAUCCAUGCUCUUGGAUGAGAAGUUAAACCUCGGAAGUAUACUAGGAGGAGUGUUGAUUGUUUGUGGCCUAUACGCGGUGCUAUGGGGUAAAGGUAGAGAAACACAUAAGAAGAUUGAAUUAGAGCCCUCAGAAAUCAUUGGUGAUUCCGAAGCUGCAAGGCCAUUGUUGAGUCCAUGAGUCGUGCUCAUUUAAAAUAGUAAAAAUGAGUAUCGAUGCUCAUUUAAAAUUGUAAAUUUUCACUCUAAGAAUCGAGAAAUUUAGAUUGUGUAUGUAUGAAUGAAUGUAUAAAUGUAUGAUACAAUGUCCAUUUGAAGUACUGAUUUCUCCAGCUAUUAUGUACGCAUGACUCUCACUCUUACUACACAUGGUUAUUGUGAUGUACAACAACAUGAUAAAUUCCAUUUUAGAGAACUAUAUACUCCCUCCGUUUUAAAA
Medicago truncatula (barrel medic) is the source of this 2068-nucleotide messenger RNA. RefSeq names its product WAT1-related protein At1g25270. Bases 692 to 1810 code for a protein of 372 amino acids. The transcript is spliced from 7 exons. Gene Ontology annotation, cellular component: membrane. Gene Ontology annotation, molecular function: transmembrane transporter activity. NCBI's taxonomy places the organism in Eukaryota, Viridiplantae, Streptophyta, Magnoliopsida, Fabales, Fabaceae. The record is from RefSeq and is a predicted model, not a curated record.